Prosopis cineraria is the source of this 1531-nucleotide messenger RNA. RefSeq names its product GTP-binding protein At2g22870. The record is from RefSeq and is a predicted model, not a curated record. Lineage: Eukaryota; Viridiplantae; Streptophyta; Magnoliopsida; Fabales; Fabaceae. Gene Ontology annotation, molecular function: GTP binding. The transcript has 4 exons. Bases 155 to 1111 code for a protein of 318 amino acids.
GAUAUGUUAGAUAUUUACCGUUUGGAGCCACCUUCCUCUAAUGCCCCGUCUUCCUCCUCCCGGUGUCGACUCGACUAGGCACGCUUCGCAAAUCACGCACGCUAGACCGCGCCACUGAUAACAAGCGCUUAUAAGUCGACAGAGAUCGGAGGAAAUGGCUCUGCUUCACCUCCCAAGACUUCGUUCUUCCAUUUUAUCUUCGCAUUCUCUCUCUUCCCACUCCAAUCCUUUCACUGGCCACAAGCUUCCCUGCAAAAAUUACUUCUUUAUCAAUACUCGCGCCGUCUUUUCUGCACCCAAAUCCACCCUCACCACCUCCGAACCCAUACCUAUUAGUCACUUCCCCGAUACUCCGGUCGAGAACCACGUAGAAUUUUCACUAGAGAAGCUUUUUGUGCCCCCAGACACCGAUGUCUCGUUCGAUAGUGCUAACUUGAGCACUAGAAUUUUGAAGGGGUCUAACAUAGUGCUUAGUAAGUACGCGAGGGAUGCACAGGUAGUGCAAGCCGAAUUUGUCAAAAGUAGUGUAAGAACUGAGGAUUGCCCUUCUGAUGGGCUUCCUGAAUUUGCUCUUGUUGGACGAUCCAACGUGGGAAAAUCUUCAUUGCUCAAUUCGCUCGUGCGGCGCAAGAAGUUGGCUCUAACAUCAAAGAAACCCGGUAAGACACAGUGCAUCAACCAUUUUCGGAUCAAUGAUACCUGGUAUCUGGUUGAUUUGCCUGGAUAUGGGUAUGCUGCUGCUCCUCAGGAGCUUAGAACAGAUUGGGCAAAAUUCACUAAGGAUUAUUUCCUUAACCGAUCAACUUUAGUUUCAGUAUUCCUUCUAAUUGAUGCUAGCAUUCCUGCAAAACAAAUUGAUCUCGAGUACGCCAGCUGGUUGGGUCAGAAUCAGAUUCCGAUGACAUUAAUCUUCACCAAAUGUGACAAGCGAAAGAAGAAAAAGAAUGGAGGCAAAAGACCAGAAGAAAAUGUGAACGAUUUUCAGGAGCUGAUUCGAGGUUUCUUCCAGACUGUGCCGCCAUGGAUAAUGACUAGCAGUGUCACUAAUCAGGGUCGUGAUGAGAUACUACUCCAUAUGGCCCAACUACGAAAUUACUGGCUCAAACACUAGGUGCAUCAAUCUUUGCCAUAUCUUCUUCCUGCCAACUGGUCACAGACUCAACAUGCCGUGGAUUUACGUUUUGAUGUCAGCAAAAGCUUGUGUUUCUAACAAGAGAGAUGGAUUCAAAUUGAAAUAGCAUGUUAUGUUGUACCAAGAAAUUGAUGAAAUGCAUUUAAAGAAGCCACAAAAAGUAGCAAUCAUUUUUUGAUUUUGCAGAUAGGCAUGUUUCUGAACUAAAGAAAUCCUAUGGACUAUGGAGGGAGGUUUGAGGUUACAGGCAAAUUCAUGCAUAGGCAAAUAAUUGCUGUAUUGACCAUGCACCUUCAGGUCCUGUUCAAGUGACAGGGAGGUUAGCCGGAGAAUACUAAGCAGCAAAGCUUUGUCCCUUCCUCUGAAGAUCUUUGCAACGACAGAAUCUAUUUCCAGCUA